This is a messenger RNA of Symbiodinium pilosum, 1243 nucleotides long. NCBI's taxonomy places the organism in Eukaryota, Dinophyceae, Suessiales, Symbiodiniaceae. The record is from the annotation of a GenBank genome assembly.
GAAGGUGAACUAUCGAGGAUCAGCAGGCUUUGGUAAAGUCUGGCGUGCCAGUGGUGGAUUUGCCGAAGAUGUGGCGGGUGCCAUUGCCUGGGCCGUGACCGACAGGAAGGUUUUGGGUGAAACUUUUGCAGGGGGACCUGAAGCUGGCAGGCUCCCGCCUAUUGCAGUGAUGGGAGACUAUUUCGGUGGCUAUGCCGCAUUACAUGCAGCGUCGCAGCUGCGAGAAUGGGUUGCGUGCGUCGUGGCCAUCGCCCCGUUGCAAAGCGCUCCUGGGGGGUUGUCCAAGCCAUAUAUGCCCGAUGCAAAGCGUGUGCAGUCCUGGGACCCAGACCAAAGCCAGGGUCGUGGACUGGGAAUGCUUGAGCCCGCCGGCCUGGUAAAAGAUUUGCAAGGAUUGGCCAUGAUGGUAGUGGAGUAUGAGCGCGACGAAGAUUCGAAAGGCCCCUUUGUGACGAACAUGGUGCCAGUGGGUUGCGAUCCGGAAGAUUGGCCGCCUUCAUUGCAGUAUGUGCAGUAUGCUGGAGAACGGAAAGGAGGAGGAGUAGUCAGGCAGAACAUGCUGGAUUUGUUCAGGCGCCUGGACUCCUUCCUGCAUGCCAAUCUUAGUCCACUGGUCCAGCCGACCCGAGGACAGAACUUGUUGAAAGAAGACUUCGUCGACGAGGUGCCAUUCCUGUCAGCAGCACUGCAGCCUGCGACCAUCGGAUCCAGUUCGCCCUCGGCGGAGGGCAUUGAACUUGGCCUGGAGCGGGUUCUGCGCGAGACCAAAGGUCAGGAGAUCGCUGAUGCGUUCCCUAAGUUGCGAUCGGCCUUUGGCACUCCUGCAGGGGUCGGUUUCUCGACUGAUGCACAGAAGGAGGAGACAAGUGGCAAGCGGCUACAAAAUUUGCUGGCGCCAGCGUCGCGUGUACUCGUCCGUGACGAUGGAACCAUCGAGAUCACUGUAGCCUUUGCCAGCGCUCCCAAGAAGCUCCACGUUCUCCUGUCGGAAGUCUGGAUGCACAUGCGAGCGGAAGGUUUGGGGUUUACACUGGCCCUGCCACGUCAACCAAAGCCUGGGCAGCGAAUCAAAGCUUUCAAUAUGCCCAGUGGCACUGCCUUCCACUUUGAGAUUGCCGCGGAGUCAGGUGUAGGAGCCGUGGAGAACUUCAAUUACUGGGCUGCCCGUGGUAGCACUUUGCUGGACCUUGUGCUGCCAGAAGACCUGGCUGCCGCACCAGUGAUGCUUCCAGAUGCUCGGUAG